GUAUCAUUCGCUUUGUUGCAAUUGCAAUUUGUUACAUCUUGAGCUUUUUUUUAAAUUGACAAAAUGAAGUUCAUCAUUCUUCUCGCUGUAGCUACUUUUGUCGUGGCAGAGCCACCUCUAUCUAAAAGCUAUCUACCCCCGUCAUUUGCAAAUCGCAACAACGGCUAUCCCCAAGGACCAGCUGGCUUCGCAGGAGCUCCUCAGGCAAAUGUUCCUUUCACUGGGGCUCCUCAGGUUAUAGCAGCGAGGGCUUUAGGACAGAAUGGUCACCGUGGAAAUGGACUUACUAGAAGCGGUCACUACGAUCAAAGCACCCAGGCAAGGUUCAAUCAGCCCCAAGGAUACGAUGAGAAUUCGUCUGAAUUCGCCAGAAACGCUAUAGACAUCAGUUCAGAACCAGCUAACUACAAUUUUGGGUACAUGGUGAACGAUUACAAUGAAGGAACGGAUUUCGGACACCAUGAAGAAAGGCUUGAAGAUAGAGCCCAAGGGCAGUACCAUGUUGUGUUGCCAGAUGGUAGGAAACAGACCGUCAACUACGAAGCCGAUGAGCGAGGCUUCAAGCCGAAAAUUUCUUACCAGGAGUCUGACCUGGUUCGUUCCAACGGAUACGAUUUGAACGCCAACACUCGUAGCCAUGGAAACGGCUACAAGAAUGGCAGCCAUUUUGACCAGGACCGGUCUGCAUAUUGACUAAAAAUGUGGAUUUUUUAUUUUGUUCUUUUAAUUUUGUAAUAUUUUCUGUCUUUUUUGUGAUAUUUAUUAAUAAAUAAAUAGUUUAUUUGUUUUGAAAUAUGUUUAUACUAUUUACUAGUGCCUUUUUUAUAUUGCAAUAAACACAAUUAUACGAGUGUAAUCCAAAAACACA
Messenger RNA from Melitaea cinxia (Glanville fritillary), 868 nucleotides. Its product is annotated as pro-resilin-like. The record is from RefSeq and is a predicted model, not a curated record. The transcript has 6 exons. Bases 64 to 693 code for a protein of 209 amino acids. Lineage: Eukaryota; Metazoa; Arthropoda; Insecta; Lepidoptera; Nymphalidae. Gene Ontology annotation, cellular component: extracellular matrix.